Tinamus guttatus (white-throated tinamou) is the source of this 623-nucleotide messenger RNA. Lineage: Eukaryota; Metazoa; Chordata; Aves; Tinamiformes; Tinamidae. The record is from RefSeq and is a predicted model, not a curated record.
AUGCUGCUGCUGCUGUGCCCACCCCCGAUAAAUGUGUGUUCUUGGACGCCUGUCGUGCCAGAUGAAAAAGCGGUCGUGGAGCGACUGGUGCAAACUGCUGCGUUUCUGCUGGCAUCCCCCAACCUGGAUGCUGAUAACUAUGAGACGGAUCCAUGUCUGAAAAAGAUUCGCGAAGCAGAAAAUUAUUCUUGGAUGGAUAUAAUAACUAUACAAAAAGACAAGCUUCCAAAUUAUGAAGAAAAGAUAAAAACAUUUUAUGAAGAACAUUUGCACUUAGAUGAUGAAAUUCGCUACAUCUUAGAUGGAUCUGGCUAUUUUGAUGUUCGAGACAAGGAUGACAAGUGGAUCCGGAUUUUCAUGGAAAAGGGAGACAUGAUAACACUCCCUGCUGGCAUAUAUCACCGAUUUACACUGGAUGAGAAUAACUACGUGAAGGCCAUGAGGCUGUUUGUUGGAGAGCCAGUCUGGACAGCAUACAACCGGCCAGCCGACCACUUUCCUGCUCGGGAGCAAUAUCUGAAGUUUUUGGCUGAAGCAGCACAGUAAUGGUCUCUGAAACCUGAUAGGUGCCUGAAGCUAUCUGAAUAAAUGUAAAUGGUGUUUUUUCACUGUUUACACUUGCA